Molecule: messenger RNA, 1302 nt
Organism: Neopelma chrysocephalum (saffron-crested tyrant-manakin)
Lineage: Eukaryota; Metazoa; Chordata; Aves; Passeriformes; Pipridae
Gene: LSM7
Product: LSM7 homolog, U6 small nuclear RNA and mRNA degradation associated
Exons: 4
Coding region: 41-391 (116 amino acids)
Biological process (GO): nuclear-transcribed mRNA catabolic process; mRNA splicing, via spliceosome
Cellular component (GO): U12-type spliceosomal complex; U6 snRNP; catalytic step 2 spliceosome
Molecular function (GO): RNA binding
Source: RefSeq, a predicted model, not a curated record
CGGCCGGGGCGGGACGUCACUUCUGGCGGCGCCGAAUGAAAUGGCGAGCGGUGGCGGCGGUGGCGGCGGUGCGGGGAAGAUGGCGGACAAGGAAAAGAAGAAGAAGGAGAGCAUCUUGGACCUCUCCAAGUACAUCGACAAGACCAUCCGGGUGAAGUUCCAGGGCGGGCGGGAAGCAAGUGGCGUCUUGAAAGGAUUUGACCCUCUUCUGAACCUCGUGCUGGAUGGUACCAUUGAGUAUAUGCGAGAUCCGGAUGACCAAUUCAAAUUAACAGAAGACACACGUCAGCUGGGACUUGUGGUUUGCAGAGGGACUUCUGUGGUUCUUAUUUGUCCACAGGAUGGAAUGGAAGCUAUUCCAAACCCUUUCAUUCAGCAACAAGAUGGUUAAUGCUUUCUUUGGAUUGCCUCUGAAGGCUUCAAGGGUGCAAGUCAUUGGAGAAUCAGUGUGUGAGAAACUUCCUGUUUUGGGGAGGGAGUUUGAAUGUGUAUUUGUUAGUGUGAAAAAAACAGUCAGCUUUUAUUUUUGUGGCUUUCCAUAAAUGAUGUAAGGAUGGGGCGUGCAAGAAGUUCUGGUUUCCCCCCACCAGCCCCAAAUGAGGGUGUAACUACAUUGUUUAGAGCUGACAGGAGAGAACAAAUUAUCAUUAAUUGUCUGAGACCCUCUUGAUCUUGUGAGUUUUGAAACAAACCAAUUAAAUUAGUUAAGAAUGCCCUAAAUAUUGGUUAUAUUCUUUACAUUUAAAAAUACAUUAAAUUGUAUUUAAUCUAAAUCAAAGCCUAAAUACAUUAAAACAUGUUUUUCUUCCUCUUAGAUGUCAGUAGUCAGCUGGGAAGCAUUGUGUUAUAUUCUUCCUGCUGUUGAGUUCAGUCUCUUUUGUGCAGGGAAAUUACCUUCCUUGUUUAGUACUGUGUUACCACCUUGGCAGGGGUUGUAGCCAAGAAGGUCUUUUCCAGCACUUGUUCCAGAUCUGGUGCACUGUGAUCUGUGUGUCAGCUGGCUCACACAUUCCUUCAGAAGGACUGGACUAACUUGUGGGAUGAUUCUUUGUUGAGUAACUUGAACCUUACAGAGGUAUCUGUUUGAUACUUGGAAUUUUAGGGGAAGAAUAUUUAAAAUUCCAAUGUUCAGUUGUUGGCAGUGCUGGAAAUACUGCAUAUUUUUAUAUUGUAGCUAUCCACUUAUGGUUCUGCUUGUUAUAACUUGAUUUGUAAGUAAACAUUUUUAUUUCUUUUAUACUGCAGAAAAUGCAAGAUUUGAGGAGUUUCGAGUGAAUAAAUACAGAUGAAUCUGUUUCUAAA